This is a messenger RNA of Oncorhynchus kisutch (coho salmon), 4224 nucleotides long. RefSeq names its product vestigial-like family member 2a (gene vgll2a). Gene Ontology annotation, biological process: regulation of DNA-templated transcription. The record is from RefSeq and is a predicted model, not a curated record. Bases 182 to 1066 code for a protein of 294 amino acids. NCBI's taxonomy places the organism in Eukaryota, Metazoa, Chordata, Actinopteri, Salmoniformes, Salmonidae. Gene Ontology annotation, cellular component: nucleus. The transcript has 4 exons.
CACGCGUUCCUGUCGCACUGACGGUGCGUAAAGACCGAAGGCAGGACGCGCAGCGCAAUUGGGAUAGAAACGCCGCUCUCCAACGUUCCAAGUUACUUUAACCUCUCCCCGUCUACAAUCUCCAAUGAAGAUUUUGCUUAUUCCGUCAAAUUACUAUCCGUGAGAUUUCGCUUUUUUAGCCAUGAGCUGCUUGGAUGUUAUGUAUCAAGUGUAUGGUCCACCACCUCAGCCUUAUUUUGCCGCAGCGUAUAGCCCAUAUCAUCACCAGAAAUUGGCAUUUUAUUCCAAAAUGCAAGAAGCGCAAGAGAGCAUCAGCGGGGGCAGCUCGUUCUCAAAUCUCCCUGGGCCGACGAUAAAGGAGGAAGACUGCGCGCGAGAGAAGGAUCACCCUCCGGAGGCCGAGUACCUGAACUCGCGAUGCGUACUUUUCACCUACUUCCACGGGGACAUCAGCUCCGUGGUGGACGAGCACUUCAGCCGGGCCCUCAGCCAGCCAACCAGCUACGUCCACGGGUCGGCUAGCAACAAGUCUGCACGAGACGGAUUAUUCCCGAUGAGCCAGAGGAGUUUCCCCCCAUCCUUCUGGAACAGUGCGUACCAGCCCUCGUCCCUGAGCAGUGCCUUAGGAUCCUCCUACUCAGACAUACCCUUCCCUGGGGACCCCUACUCCUCUGCCUCUCUACACAGCCACCUCCACCAGGCCACCCCAGAGCCCUGGCACCACUCACACCACCACCACCAUUCUUACUCACUCGGUGGGGCCAUCGGCACCCAGGGCUCCCCCUACCCUCGACCCAGCAUGCACGAAGUCUACGGCACGCACUUUGACCCCCGCUACAGUUCUCUGCUGGUGCCCUCUGUCCGGCCGCACCGGCUCCCUCCAUCCACUGUCCCCGGACCCAGUGCCUCACCGUGUGACAUUGGGAAGAGCGAGUCAGCCAGCUCGGCCUGGACUGGGGCGUUCACAGGGGCAGGGGCAGGGGCAGACAUCAGCCAGAGCAUCGGCCUCAAUGUGGAUGCAGGUCUGCAGGUCCAGGAUAAGAGCAAGGACUUGUACUGGUUUUAAAGCUCUGCUGCCCUCCCAUGCCCGAGCUGGCCUCUGUGUUUCUCUGCACUGUAUGAUAUUGACAGACAUUUUCUGUAACAGAUUCUAAUCUCACUUGCAGCUCGACGCUACACCUUCAGUGGCGGAAACAUCCUCAGCUGAAAUUACUCGGAUACUCUCUGCUGGAAAUGCAGUGGACAAGGGGGAGAAUCUAAAACUCUCUCCUACUAAAGAGAAAGGAGGGGAGACACCAUGCAGGACUUGCUGGACAGCUUGCCAGAAAUGCUCUGUGGUGUGACUGACAAAAUGUUAUCUGGCCAAGACUGAACACUUUCCUCCAAAGAGGACACUUGUUGAAAAAGAAAAAAAGAGAGAAACUGGAAAGUAAAAAAUUAGAUUUGGCAUACUCGAAGACUGGAAAAACACUAUUUGCUAUUGUGUUUUUUUUUUUUACAUAUAUAUGAAAGGAGAGGAGCAAGAGAGAGGAGCAUUCUCUAACGUGACUGAAGUGAGCAGCGGCUAUGUGAAGCCAUUUGACUCUGUCUUGCUCCCCAGCAGCUGUCAACGACAACUGUUUCAGUACUCAACGGACACACACAAUUGUAGUGUCACUGCACAGUGUUUGACCAGGGGCUCUGGACUUCAUAAAUUGAGCAUUUUGUCAAAUCUGGACCUCGACCCACAGGGAACAACUGGUUUGACUGGUGAUUUUGAGGUGCGGGGUGGACAGGAGGUAGCAGAAGUGGACACGCACAACUGUGCUAUGUAUGUCUGUGUGCCAUAUCUGGGCAGUGCUACAGUAUAUGUGAUCUUUAUGUACUUAUUCCCCAUUGUUUUUCAGUUAUCCCAGGUAUAAAGUCCAAAUCAAACAGUCAUUAUCCAUGGUAUAUUGUAUUGUGAACAUAUUAAUAUAUUGACCUUUUUAAAGUAUUUUUUCUUGAUACAGUUGUAAUGUAAUGUCAAUGUGUUGUAUGCCUCAGCCUGUAAUUAUAAAGCAAUGGGACAAUGUGAUUAAAACUCAACUUUAGAGAUAAAAUGCGUAGUCUAUAGAAUACACAAUUUGAUAGACAGUUCAUUUGAAAACUAUCCUGUUUGAUGUGAGUUCUGGUUAAUUUCGUCAAUGAUAUGUGUACAAAAUAGAUAUCGUUCAGCCAUCUGCAAGCACAACUUAAAGGAAAAUGCCACCCCCAAACUUUUGGUAUUUGUUUCAUUAGUCCAUUGUUGACAAAUGUUUUACUUGUCAGCAAUCAAGUUCUCAAGAUAUGUAACCUUCAAAAUACAGAACUCAUCCCCUACGAUGUAACUUGCAUCAUGUGAUGCUGUGUUUUGCAUCAUAUGACAACAAUGGACUAAUGAAACAAAUACCAAAAGAUAGUUUUGGGGUGGACUUUUCCUUUAGGUGUUCAAUUUUUAUUAACUUCCACUAAUGCAGUGUACUGGGGUUUGCAUUAACCUUAAAUCAUUCUCUUGUAGAUACUGAAUGCUGAUGCUUCAACUUGUCAAUGUAAAGACAUAUUUCUAAAGGGCAUUCAAUACCGAACACCAGCAAAAACUCUAUGAAGUAUUUGUACAGAAUAGUAUUUGACCUUGUCUGGAAGAAUACUAUUCAAGAACAUUCAACUAAGAUGUUCUUGAGAAGAGCUACUUUAUUAAGGACAAAUGGACUGUGAUUGUGAUAUGUGGUUGUCCCACCUAGCUAUCUUAAGAUGAAUGCUCCCAACUGUGCGUCACUAAAUAAGAGUGUCCGCUAAAUGACUCAAAUGUUCAAAUGUAAGAGGCCAGGGAUAUUUCUUUCACUAUAUUCAACACCGUCUCUAUUUUCUCCAAGGACAUACUUUUCUCCUCGAAGACAUACAAAAGGCUACAUACAAACAGGCCACAAUUAACACAGAACUUAAUGAUCGGAGGGAGAAAAGGCAAUGGAACGGUCAUAAGAAUCAGGGGGCUGAAAAGGACACAGGGGAAAGAAAAGACCAUUCCAACAAAUUCAAACAAAAAUAAUGUGUGAGGCUGCCGUCAUGUGUUCCCUUUCUUGGUUGUGUUUCAGUUUAGCACUGGACAGCUGUAGAUUAAUAUCAGCUUCUGGCAAAAGUGAUGAAUGACAAGAGAGAGGUGGAGGGUCUCUCACUCCCCGGAGAACCUCUAACAAAGGAAUAUUCUCAGAGACAUUUUUGUUUUUAGCAGUUAAUGGGGAUGACGUGCAAUUGGCAGGUAAAAUAGGCCACAUGCAGUGUUUGGGUCAAUUAAUUACAGCAUCUAGGCUAAGAGGAAAAUUAUUGAUGUGUUUUAAAUCUAUUAGUGUGUGUGUUCUUAUAACAUAAUUGUUAUUGGUAGCCUAACAUCAAAGUGUGGGCUAUUCAGCGACAUCAUGGGUAAAAACAAUUGCCUGUUUAAAUGGGAUAUAUAGCCUACUAUGAAAAAAGGCCAUAGCAUAAUAGAUUGGCGUGUAGGCAAUAACAGACCAAUGUUUUGUUUGAGUGUGCCACCCAGAACUGUUCAUAUGGAAAACGUGAGUCUUGUUCCCAUGCCGUCGGCACCACGUGUCUGACUCAGACCUGUUGCAAAGCGUGCGAGCAGGCUGGUCCUCGGAACAUGCGACGGGACACUCGAUAGCCUUUCGUGUCUCCUAUUAGGUAUAUUUGUGAGGUUAACGCAUAAACUGAAGGCAAGAACUCGGAAAUUGUUGGUUGCUAUAGAGAUCGAGCGGAGCUGUCAUUAACAUUAUCCUAAAAACACCAUUUAUGGAGUGUGUGAUCUGGCUCCAGUUGUCACUGUGCGUGACCUUCAGCCUCUGCGGGACAAUGAGCUACCACGGAGUUACCGCAAGUCAGCACAAAGACAACAGGAGCACUGCCUCCGCUAUUCCAGCACCAUCUCAACUUAAGCAUUUAAACAUCAAAUCAGCAAAGCUAUAUAUGCUUAGUUUAGUACACUGAAAACAAACUUAAAGAUACCAAAAAACAAUUUAAUCCAAUCAAUGUUGCAAAAUAUUAUGUCCAUGGUACUUAUUUCUGUCUGUGUAUGUCUGUGUGCGUUCCCAAGUUUAAAACAAGAAAAAGAAAAGUUGACUCCUACUACUUGUAGACUGGUUGAAUGCCAAUCCCAUCCUCCUCUCUUUCAUGUUGGAAAAACGGUCUAUGGCUCUGUCAUACAGUAUGCUUUUAGAUUUCAUAGGCUAC